AUGGAAGAAAUCCGUGGUAUAAUGGACCACAAAAAAAAUAUCAGGAAUAUGUCCGUUAUUGCUCAUGUUGAUCAUGGCAAAUCAACGCUGACUGAUUCUUUGGUAUCCAAAGCUGGUAUAAUCGCUGGAGCUAAAGCUGGCGAAACUCGUUUUACAGACACACGUAAGGAUGAGCAAGAACGUUGUAUCACGAUAAAAUCAACGGCGAUUUCUCUAUUCUUCGAGUUGGAAUCAAAAGAUCUAGCCUUUGUUAAGGGUGAUAAUCAAGUGGAAAUUAAUACAGUAGGUGGUAAACCGGAGAAACUUCGAGGUUUCUUGAUUAAUUUGAUUGAUUCUCCUGGUCACGUUGAUUUCUCUAGUGAAGUCACUGCCGCUCUUCGUGUCACCGAUGGAGCUCUUGUUGUUGUUGAUUGUGUCUCUGGUGUGUGCGUCCAAACAGAAACAGUUUUACGUCAGGCAAUUGCUGAGCGUAUUAAGCCUAUUUUGUUUAUGAACAAGAUGGAUCGUGCUUUGUUAGAAUUACAGCUGGGAGCUGAAGAGCUCUAUCAAACGUUUCAACGUAUUGUGGAGAAUAUUAAUGUUAUUAUUGCUACUUAUGGUGAUGAUGACGGUCCUAUGGGACAAAUUAUGGUUGAUCCUGCAGUCGGCAAUGUUGGAUUUGGUUCUGGAUUACAUGGCUGGGCAUUUACACUAAAGCAGUUUGCAGAGAUUUAUGCCGAGAAGUUCGGUGUCCAAGUUGAUAAACUGAUGCGUAAUCUUUGGGGUGAUCGUUUCUUCAAUAUGAAGACUAAAAAGUGGUCGUCAGUGCAAGAUGGAGAUAGUAAACGUGGGUUUGUACAGUUUGUAUUAGAUCCUAUUUUCAAAGUAUUCGAUGCCGUGAUGAAUGUGAAGAAGGAUGAAACAGCUAAGUUGGUUCAAAAACUUGGUAUUAAACUAGCAAAUGACGAAAAAGAUCUCGAAGGAAAACCAUUAAUGAAGGUUCUAAUGCGCAAAUGGUUGCCAGCUGGUGAUACCAUGCUGCAAAUGAUCUGCAUACAUUUACCUUCUCCAGUUACCGCUCAAAAAUAUAGAAUGGAAUUGUUGUAUGAAGGACCUCAUGACGAUGAAGCUGCUGUAGCAAUCAGAAAUUGCGAUCCAAAUGGUCCUUUGAUGAUGUAUGUAUCGAAGAUGGUGCCUACAUCUGAUAAAGGACGCUUUUAUGCAUUUGGACGUGUAUUUUCUGGAAAAGUUGCGACGGGAAUGAAGGCAAGAAUUCAGGGACCAAAUUAUGUGCCAGGAAAAAAAGAGGAUUUGUAUGAAAAAACUAUCCAACGUACGAUUUUGAUGAUGGGUCGUUAUGUGGAACCAAUUGAAGAUAUUCCUUCUGGCAAUAUAGCUGGUCUCGUAGGUGUUGACCAAUAUCUUGUCAAGGGUGGCACAAUAACUACUUUUAAGGAUGCCCACAAUCUGCGUGUUAUGAAAUUCUCUGUGUCGCCAGUUGUUCGAGUCGCUGUAGAACCUAAAAAUGCUGGCGAUUUACCUAAAUUGGUGGAAGGAUUAAAACGUCUGGCUAAAUCUGAUCCUAUGGUGCAGUGCAUUUUCGAAGAAUCUGGUGAACAUAUUAUUGCUGGUGCUGGAGAACUUCAUUUAGAGAUCUGUUUGAAGGAUUUGGAAGAAGACCAUGCCUGUAUACCUAUCAAAAAAUCUGAUCCUGUUGUAUCUUAUCGAGAAACUGUUAUUGAGGAGUCAGAACUAAUGUGCCUUUCGAAAUCACCUAAUAAGCAUAAUCGUUUGUUUGCAAAAGCAGUGCCGAUGCCUGAUGGUCUUGCUGACGAUAUCGAUAAGGGAGAGAUUAACGCUCGUGAUGAAAUGAAGGCACGUGCCAAAACAUUGGCUGAGAAGUAUGAUUACGAUGUAACCGAAGCAAGAAAAAUAUGGUGUUUUGGUCCAGAUGGCACUGGUGCAAAUAUUUUGGUAGAUGUCACCAAGGGAGUGCAAUACUUGAACGAAAUUAAGGAUUCCGUUGUUGCUGGUUUUCAGUGGGCUACAAAAGAAGGCGUUCUAUGCGAUGAGAAUAUGCGAGGUGUGCGUUUCAAUAUUCAUGAUGCAACUUUACACGUCGAUGCGAUCCAUAGAGGGGGCGGUCAAAUUAUUCCUACAGCACGUCGUGUUUUGUAUGCUUCUGUGUUAACAGCUCAACCACGCUUACUUGAACCUGUCUAUCUCGUAGAAAUCCAGUGUCCUGAAAAUGCUGUAGGAGGCAUUUACGGUGUUUUGAAUCGAAGACGUGGCCAUGUAUUCGAAGAGUCACAGAUAGCUGGCACUCCAAUGUUCGUCGUGAAAGCAUAUUUACCCGUCAAUGAGUCUUUCGGCUUUACUGCCGAUCUUCGCUCUAAUACGGGUGGUCAAGCAUUCCCCCAGUGUGUCUUUGAUCAUUGGCAAGUGCUUCAAGGUAAUCCCUUAGAACCAAACACAAAACCAGCUCAAAUAGUGGCUGAAAUCCGUAAACGUAAAGGUUUGAAAGAGCAGAUACCAGGAUUGGAUUCUUUCUUGGAUAAGAUGUAA
Thelazia callipaeda (thelaziosis nematode) is the source of this 2544-nucleotide messenger RNA. The record is from the annotation of a GenBank genome assembly. NCBI's taxonomy places the organism in Eukaryota, Metazoa, Nematoda, Chromadorea, Rhabditida, Thelaziidae.